Molecule: messenger RNA, 566 nt
Organism: Drosophila miranda
Lineage: Eukaryota; Metazoa; Arthropoda; Insecta; Diptera; Drosophilidae
Exons: 2
Coding region: 91-465 (124 amino acids)
Source: RefSeq, a predicted model, not a curated record
GUGGUAUAUAAGCCGCUUGGUUGAGGCACGAGUGGACAGUGACCAGCGAUCGAGUGGCCCAGGCAGUUCCUCCAUCUCACAAAACACACCAUGAAGAUCCAAUUGGUAUCCAUUUUGGGGUAUCUCCUGGUGGGAUGUGCUGUUCUCUCCGAGGCCAGCUUUGUUCCUGCCACUACUCUGGGAGUUCCCGCUGCAGUGGCUCCCGCACUGGUGCCACCUCCCACCAGCUAUCAGUUUGUGGCACGCAAUUGGAAUCGUUUCUAUGUGCCAACAUCCACUGGUGUGGCCACCUAUCACCCACCAGCCACAACGUACUACAAGUACAGUGGUGGCUAUCCAGCGUAUCCAGCAUAUCCUUCUGUCUAUCCAUCGGCCUAUCCCUCGGUCUAUCCUGCGGCAUAUCCCUAUGGCUAUGGCUAUUACCCCAACUAUAAUUAUGGCCAUGGCUACAAGAGUGUCUGGUGAUCAUCGAGGAAGCAUUCAUUGAUAAUAUUGUGAUAAUAUUCAACACCAAAUCAACGUAUUAUAAUACAAAUAUACGAGUAUAACCCAUCUAUUACACACCA